ACCUAAUUAUCGCCGCCGCCAACCUCCAUCUCCUAACUUCAACCACCAUCUUCAACACCAACUGUUCUUCGAUUCAACAGCAACAAUGGACGAGCAGAAGUUGUUAUUAGAGUGUAGCAACAAUGGACGAGCAUCGGUUGUUCUUCGAGGAGAAACAGAAGUCGCCGUCUCCGCUCUUCUUCCUAGGUCUUUAUUUUUGCCGAUAAACAAGCAGCUGAACCCUGACCCAAUUGGAUCCUCACCUGGCGUAUGGAUUUCUGGAGCUGAAUCUUUUUCCCUUUUCCAAUUUCAACUUUGUAAAAGAAAAAGAAAAACGGUGAUGGGCGGUGGUGGAAGUUGUGUGGCGGCAUGAUAAGUUAGGAAAGAUGAAUUAGGUUAAAAAAUAUGUUUAGAAGAUGAAAAACAAAAAUCCAAAAAGGUCCUUAAUUUUUAUUUAAAAUUUUAUAUGGUAUAUGAAGUUUUAAAAUCAUAAAUGCUAAUUUAAAGAAAGAAAUUAAUAUUAAAGACUACUUUGAACCUUUUACCUUUUAUUCAUGGAGAGCGAAAUACACUUGAGGAGGUGAGAGUGCGGGAAGCUAAUUGAUCCAGUUUCGUGACUUUGGGCAUGUUUGAUAUUUCAUGCCAAGUUGAGGGGGGUUUUUGAUCCUUUGUUCAAUAUUUUUGCCUGUAAUUUCCAUUCAACUAGUUAUGGUAUUCGCAUAUCUGAUCAGGGAAAUGUAAAAAAGCAGAAGCAGCCACUAAACUGAACUGAAGCAUUUCCAAAAAUGGCGGAACAAUUCUUCAGUGGCGGUCAACUGGAAAUUACGGUCCGCCGUUGCUGUCCAAUUACGCUUCUCUCCGGUCCUCCUUCUAGCGGGAAAACGUCGUUACUCUUUCAGCUGGCAUUAACCGCCGCGAUAGCUGCUGAGCAAGGUCCAAACUCCGUCGUAUUCAUAUGCAACCGCAGCAAGCUAGAAACUAAACCGCCUUACCUAUCUCAGGGCAUCGAUCCAUCUUCUGAUGCCUUCGGACGCAUUCAAAUGAAGUAUGUAGAUGAUGAUGAAGGGAUCAAGAAGUACUUUGCUGCAUUCCACUUGUAUGAUACAUUUCCGUCAGUUGUGAUUAUUGAUGAUUUUGGAGACUUUUUUACUGAAAGGAGCUGCCAGGAGAAAUAUGGGAAUCCUCGAGGAAGAGACUUAGCGAUGGCUCGGAUUCUUGCUUUGUGCCACAAUGCUAUAAUGCAUGCAAAUGAGAAAGGAGAUUGCAAGCUUUUUCUUUCUGAUACGCAACAUGGAGAUCCCCCGAGGUUGCUCUUUAUCUAUAAAAGAUGGGUUUCAUCCAUUUUUACCAUUAAAGGUGAUGGCAAAGGAUCAUUUCUUCUAAGAAAAAACAUCAAUUCAGGAAGUGACAACAACUCUGCGAGGACAAAAACUGCAAAGUACUCCAUAGCACUUCAAUAUCUAUGUUUGGAGGGGAUCAUUGAGGACGAUGACAAUAAAUCAUGAUGUUGUUCGCUGCAAUAUAUAGUAAGUAACGUAUGAUAUGCAGAUUAAAUUACAGUAAUAAUUUUGUGAUAAUGUCUGAGGAUAUGUUUAGUUUGUUCAGCCUUGGGAACUGUUAGGUGAAUUCAGGUCUAUUUUAGAGCUUUGUUUUUCAACCAUUUGAUCAGCUUUAACCUCUCCCAACCUCUAAACCAAACAAAACAUGGCCUUAUGUGUUUUCUUCAAUCUUAAUUCUGGUUAUAAAGGUGUUGACACUUUUUAAUUAAAAAUCUCAUAUUUAGUACUGUAUACAUGCAGCAUGCUCCAAUCCAGGGGAUAAAAGAAACGGCUAAAUAGUUGAUAUUUGAAAGAAAAAACACACACAUACAUUUCACAGUUAAUUAUUCAGUAUAUUUAAUAAAUAUAUAUUCUAAGAAACAUAUUCACAGAAUUUUUAUGAAUACUGAAGUCUUCGGCACUCAGGUACGCUGAUACUCAGGCUCACAGAACUCUCCUCCUAGAUCGUCACAAGCCUCAUCCAGGAACACCCUAUAACAAAGCAUCAAAGAGCAGAUCGUUGUUAAUAGAUUAAUUCCAUAUCUUGUUCAAUUCUAAAGUUUGCUAAUUGAAGGACCUAUAUGUAAAAAUUUGUAAGCAUGGGAUAUUAAGAUCAUACGUCUUCGGACCGUCAUACUCUAAGUACUCUCUAUCUAUCUGCUCUGUUGCAGAGUUAACAGUGGUGCUUUUGGCUUCUGGCUUGAGCUUGGCCUCGGGAUACAUUUCAACAUCGCAAACUUCCCCUCCUAUUGUCUCGCAAGCUUCAGCUGGAAAAACACUGCAAUGAAUUCAAAUUGCAUCCUACUAGUUAACUACCAAAAAUCAAUUACGUUGAUAGUGAAAAAUGACAAGACAUACGAAGAAGUCAUGGAGCUGUAAUCAACUGUUGAUGAAUUGUCGUUGGCAACUGGUGCAGUAGCUCUAAUUGGAGAACAUCUUGAAGUCUUUAACUUUUGGAUGCACCUCCGUGGCAAGGUGGUCGACAUUUUAGCUGCUGGUACAGUGUAGAAGGGUCUUGGCGCUAGAUGCAAAGUCGCCUGCAUUUUUUCUUUUCCGUUGUUUAUUUGCAAAGGGUGUUUGAAAUUGAUGCGGCUACUGGAAGAAGAGGAUCCAAAAUAAUAAAUAUGUUGGUGAGAUUAGGUUGCGAAGAUAUUUUCAGUGAAUGGAUAAGGCAUCUGAUUGAGAAUGUGGUGGUGAACUCUUUAGAGCUUUGGAUAUUUAACUUUGGUUUUUAAAUGUUUCAGUAAUCGGCAAAAUGACAAGGAUUGACUUGUAAGUUUUCGUUUAUUUGUAUGCAUUAUCCGACUUGAUGUAACACUUUUUUUUAAUAUAUAUUUCCAUUUUAUGUAGAAA
This is a messenger RNA of Mercurialis annua (annual mercury), 2870 nucleotides long. RefSeq lists its product as uncharacterized. The record is from RefSeq and is a predicted model, not a curated record. The transcript has 7 exons. Gene Ontology annotation, molecular function: single-stranded DNA binding. The coding region runs from base 765 to 1484 and encodes 239 amino acids. NCBI's taxonomy places the organism in Eukaryota, Viridiplantae, Streptophyta, Magnoliopsida, Malpighiales, Euphorbiaceae. Gene Ontology annotation, biological process: double-strand break repair via homologous recombination. Gene Ontology annotation, cellular component: Shu complex.